Galendromus occidentalis (western predatory mite) is the source of this 1650-nucleotide messenger RNA. Its product is annotated as SCAN domain-containing protein 3-like. The coding region runs from base 1 to 1650 and encodes 549 amino acids. Lineage: Eukaryota; Metazoa; Arthropoda; Arachnida; Mesostigmata; Phytoseiidae. The transcript is spliced from 3 exons. The record is from RefSeq and is a predicted model, not a curated record.
AUGGGCGGGAAGAGUCAGGCCAGAAUCCAGAGCUUCUUCAGGAAGCGAAAACACGUUUCCGCGGACGCCGAUGACAACCCAUCUUUUGGAGAGCUAGCCACUGAAGGGGAAGUACGAUAUCCUGUUAUUGACUUGGAGGAAGAGGCCAUGCCGUUAAUUGAGUCGGAGAUACAGAUAUCUGGGACCUCGAACUUCUCUCCGGUCAGGAUAGGUGGCAGAAUAGCGGCAUCGGGGAGGCCGAAAAAGCAGUACAAACGCACGCGGAAGUACGAUGCGAGCUAUCUCAGAUUCGGAUUCAUUCAAGAGCCCGGUAGCGAAUUCGAGCCUAGGCCGCUGUGCAUUGUUUGUUCGGAGUGCCUAUCGAAUGAAGGAAUGAAGCCGUCCAAACUUCAGAGGCACCGAGAUUUGAAACAUCCCGAUCUGGCUUGCAAACCGUUGGAGUACUUUCAGAGAAUGCGAGACGAACUCAAGCAGCAACAGAAUUCAAUGAGAAAUAUGACCCUUGGUGACAAUAACUCCCAGAUGAGAGCCUCGUAUCUGAUAUCGCUCGAAAUCGCGAAGAACAAGAAAGCAUACGUCAUCGGCGAGGAAUUGAUAAAACCAUGCAUCCUACUGGCGAGUCAGGAGGUGAUCGGACACGACGCUUACCAGAAACUCAGAGGUAUCUCCCUGUCGCGCAACACGGUGAAACGGAGAAUCGAGCACAUGGCCGAUAACAUCCAAGAUCAAAUUAUCGAUUUGGUCAAGAAGUCGACAUUCUACUCGAUCCAGAUCGACGAGUCAACAGAUCUGACGAUAAAGCCGUAUUGCAUACCGUGGAAGAACUGCAUUGGGGUAUGCACGGACGGAGCCGCUAAUAUGACAGGACGUCUGAUGGGUUUCACAGCAAGAGUCAAGAAGGUCGGACACCCCAACUUGCUGAGCACCCAUUGCAUCAUACAUAGGGAACAACUGGUUGCGAAACGACUCUCUCCACAAUUGCACAGCGUUUUGUCUGAUGUGGUCCGCAUUGUGAACGAGAUUCGUUGCAAACCAUUGAAUUCGCGUAUCUUCGAAGCUCUCUGUGAGGAAAUGGGUUCUCAGUUUUCCCAUCUCCUCUUGCAUGCAGAAGUCAGGUGGUUGUCUCGUGGGAGAGUUCUCAAUCGACUUCUUUCUUUGUUGCAAGAAGUUAAGAAUCACCUCAGCGAGGGAGUGGUCGUAAUCGUCCGGGAGCAUUUACAAACCCUCAUGGAUUUGUUCGGUAAAUACUACCCGGAGCAAGAAGAUCCCAGAAAUGGCAGUCUCUGGAUUCUGGAUCCGUUCACCGCGAAAAUUGACGACACGAACUUGUGCAUGAAAGGGAAAGAAAGCUUGCUGGAUCUCGCUUCAGAUGCGAGCCUGCAGAUGAAGUUCCACGCUUCGUUGUCGAGAGCUCAUUUUUGGCUCGGAGUUGGACAAGAAUACCCGAUGCUGAGCGCGGAAGCGAUGAAGAUUUUGGUGCAAUUCUCCACAACUUACCUCUGCGAGAAAACGUUUUCAUCUGUCACUGCCAUCAAGACUAGAUAUCGGACUUCCCUCGAGAUGCACGCGGAACUUCGACUAGGAGUUACGAAUCUAGCGCCUCAGAUCGACGCGAUCUUGUCGUCGAAGCAAGCACAGGUAUCGCACUAA